CUCAAACGCUUAGGCAACCUGCCCACAUGCUGCCCCCACCUCCUAGCGACCCAGAUAUCGCCGUCAGCAGCAUCCUCUUUCAUCAGGGAGCCAGGAUGUCCAAGGUCCUAGGGACUUGAGCUCCUUGCCCUCACUGCUCAGGUCCCCCCUCAUCAACAGGAACACCCUUCACCAUGGCCCGGAUGCUGUUGCUCAUCUUGAUCAGGGUCCAUUCAGGAUCCUGUGCUCUCUGGGUGUCCCAGCCCCCUGAGAUCCGUACUCAGGAGGGUACCCCUGCCUUCCUGCCUGUUCCUUCAACGCCAGCCAGGGGAGAUUGGCCAUUGGCUCUGUCACAUGGUACUGGGACAAACUGGCCCCAGGGAAGGAGGGUGGUGGUGCUGGGCCAGGGUGUCAGAACAGGGAAUGGGACUCCGCUGGUGGUGGAGAGAGGACCUGCUCAGCUGGCAACACCUACCAUCCUCCUCCUUCGGGCAGGAUUCUAUGCCUUUGGCUUCCUCUCUGUGGCCAUAGGCAGCACCAUCUAUUACCAGGGCAAAUGUGAGUAGUGGAGCCGAGACAGGGGCCGCGGAGAUGGAAGGGGCUGUGAGAGGGCUGAGACGAAGCUCAAGAAGAGGAGGUUCUGCAGCACUAGGCGACCCCCGUGGCCUCGCCACCAGGCUACCGUCACAUGGGAACGCACUGCCGCUCUGCGGAUGGCCUCUGAUGAGUGAUUCUAGACCCCAGUGAUCCCGACGUUUCUCAAAAGACCUCAAUAAAUUCCUCUCUGCCCGACCA
Molecule: messenger RNA, 774 nt
Organism: Phacochoerus africanus (Common warthog)
Lineage: Eukaryota; Metazoa; Chordata; Mammalia; Artiodactyla; Suidae
Gene: NCR3
Product: natural cytotoxicity triggering receptor 3
Biological process (GO): natural killer cell activation; positive regulation of natural killer cell mediated cytotoxicity; immune response-activating cell surface receptor signaling pathway
Source: RefSeq, a predicted model, not a curated record